AAACAAUCGACGUUGGGGGCGUUUUAUUUGAAAUGUAUACAACAUUUAAACAAGAGUCGGUCAAUCGUCGCGUGUGUCAAAAGCAAAGCGGGCGUAAUUUUCUCUCAAAUCAAGUGCAAAUAAAUCAUGGCAAGCAAGCUAAAAGUUAUCUUAUUCCUCGGGACAUACCGAGAGAACAGGCUUGGCGAGAGAGUGGCCAAGUUCAUGAUAAAUCAGCUGGAACAAGAUGGUAAACACGAGGUAGAUUUCUUGGAUGCAGAAAAGUUGGACCUCCCCAUCUUGAAGAAGGCGCUGCACUUUUACAAAGAUCAGACGGAGGCACCUCAAGUCUUGCAAGAUGCUAAGAAGAAGAUCAUGGAGGCGGAUGCGUAUGUCUUCGUAUCGGGAGAGUACAACCACUCCAUACCCCCAGGCCUGACUAACAUGAUCGAUCAUUUCCCGACGUCAAUUUUUGGCUACAAGCCUUCAGCCAUCGUUUGCUACUCACCAGGAAUGUAUGGUGGCAUGCGAGCAGCGAUGCAUCUUAGAUGUUUCCUCGGUGAAAUUGGUUGCCUUCCCGUCUCUAACAUCUUCGGCAUUCCUAAAUGCCACGCAACUCUUUCGGAAGCUGGAGAGCCACUCGACGACCACCUGGUAAAAGGGGCCAAGACGAUCAUCGGCCAGUUGGAUUGGAACGCCCACGCCAUGAAGAACCACCGCGAGCUUGUAGGCUUACCCAAGUAGAAAGACUUCUUCUACCCACCUUCAGGCUUUUAGAAUACAGUUCUUAGAGUGUGUCCUGGGCCCAAUUUUAUAAAGCUGUUAAGCAGCAAAUUUCUUCACAAGAAGUGACCGGGGUACCAGUCGCAGCAAUGGUAUCUGAAUGGUGUUUGGCUGGUACCCUGCGUUUGCUAAGCAACCGUUUUUUUUUGUGCUAAGCAAGUUUUUGUGCUUACAGGUUUUAUGAAAUUGGGCCCUUGUCAUUUGGUGCAACCAUGAUAUUUAUGAUGAUUGCAUCAAAAGAAUUGGGCCAAAUGGUGUUUUUUCCAGUCCAAUUGGUGUUUUUGCAUGCAAAUGUAAUCAGUCUUCUCACUUGGUGGAUCUCAAUACAUGCAUAAAACAACAAACCUGUGAAAAUUUUAGCUCGAUUGGUCG
Molecule: messenger RNA, 1134 nt
Organism: Asterias rubens (European starfish)
Lineage: Eukaryota; Metazoa; Echinodermata; Asteroidea; Forcipulatida; Asteriidae
Product: quinone reductase-like
Exons: 3
Coding region: 127-723 (198 amino acids)
Cellular component (GO): cytosol
Molecular function (GO): oxidoreductase activity; FMN binding
Source: RefSeq, a predicted model, not a curated record